AUGGGGGGUAUAGGAGGGAAAGGCAAAGGCGCCCGGCGGCGCGAGAAGCUGAAAGACAAUGCGAAGUCGUUCGAUAAGAAGACGGGGACGUUCCGGGAGCCGAAGCUCGAGCUCGUGGACGGGAAGGUUUCAAAACAGGAUAUGUUGAAGGCGCCGUCGUCGUUUCGGAGGUUCAUGGAAGCCACGCGAAGGGCGAAGGAACAGGCGGCGAGGCGCGAGAGGCAGUACAACAAAUCUCAAGGCCUCGACGUUUCGGACGACGAAGUCGACGACCCUCUCGUGAACGCCCCGGACGUGGGAACGGGCGCGAAAGCGAAGAGCAAAAACGACGCGGAAAACGAGUCGGACAAAGACACGGGCGACGACGACGCCCUCACGUGGCUCCGCCCGGACGUGGGAGGGGAAGAAGAGCCCGACGAGCUCGACGCCGCGGCGGAGCUGAGGAAGAAACGGAAAAAGCGCGCGGGCGACGAAGAUGGCGCGAACGUCAAGAAGAAGUACCAGUCCCUGAGGGAACGCAAAUCCGCGGCGAGGAAAGCGAUGAAGGCGAUGAAGGACGAGGACGAGUCGUUUAUCUUCGGCAAGACCUCCGAGGCGCGCGUGGAAAAGUCACGCGGCGGCGACGUUUCGUUCGGGGAAGUCGCGGACGCGCCGCCGACGAUCACGUUGAAAAGGAAGAGCGGCGGGAAGGGCGCGAAGCCGGUGCCGGUAGCGGAGUCUGGGCACAAAAUAGCGGGAUCGAAAGGCGCGGGGAACCGUCAGGCGCAGAUCUUCCAGUCGCUCAUGCGUAAGAGCGCGAAGGACGGCGGCGGGCAAAAGGCGCCGCCUGGGGUUGGUUUACGACGCGUCGCCGAGAUGACAGCGCUACGGGAGCAGGUCAUCUCCGGGUACCGGCAGAUGAAGGGGAGGCCGAGUAAUAACGGUCGGUCCGCGUCGUUAGCGACGGACCCUAGCAGACUGUUUUCAGCGGUAGGGGGCGCGACGAUCCGAAGGGACGCGGGCAAGUAG
This is a messenger RNA of Micromonas pusilla CCMP1545, 1008 nucleotides long. RefSeq lists its product as uncharacterized. The record is from RefSeq and is a predicted model, not a curated record. Bases 1 to 1008 code for a protein of 335 amino acids. Lineage: Eukaryota; Viridiplantae; Chlorophyta; Mamiellophyceae; Mamiellales; Mamiellaceae. The transcript has a single exon.